Lichtheimia ornata is the source of this 690-nucleotide messenger RNA. RefSeq lists its product as uncharacterized. Gene Ontology annotation, biological process: tRNA wobble uridine modification. NCBI's taxonomy places the organism in Eukaryota, Fungi, Mucoromycota, Mucoromycetes, Mucorales, Lichtheimiaceae. Gene Ontology annotation, molecular function: S-adenosylmethionine-dependent methyltransferase activity; tRNA binding. Gene Ontology annotation, cellular component: nucleus; cytoplasm. The coding region runs from base 1 to 690 and encodes 229 amino acids. The record is from RefSeq and is a predicted model, not a curated record. The transcript is spliced from 5 exons.
AUGACAUCCAAACCACAACCAGUGGCUGUUGAAACGCCCACACGAGGAGAAGCAUCUUAUGAAGAAACACACGUCCACAAAGUCUAUGAGGAAAUAGCUAGUCAUUUCAGCGAGACACGCUACAAGCCAUGGCCUGUGGUCGAGACAUUCCUCCAUAGUAUGCCCACAGGAAGCGUAGGAGCCGACGUUGGUUGUGGCAAUGGCAAGUACAUUGGCGUCAAUCCCAAUAUUUUGAUGCUCGGAUCGGAUCGGAGCAGCAACCUGAUCAAGAUUGUACAAGAACGAGGAUUUGAAGGAAUGGUUGCAGAUGGAUUGGAUCUACCUUAUCGUGAUAAUGCUUUUGAUUUCGUCGUUUCUAUUGCUGUCAUUCAUCAUUUCGCAUCACCUGAACGACGACAAGAAGCUCUCAAGGAGCUAUUACGGAUCACACGCCCUGGUGGCAAGAUAUUAGUCUUUGUAUGGGCCCUUGAGCAAACCAAGUUCAGCAAACGCAACUUUGAACCAGGCAAACAAGAUGUAUUUGUACCAUGGAUGUUGAAAUCAGACCCAUCCAAGGUCUAUCAGCGAUACUAUCACCUCUUUCAACAAGGCGAGCUCGAUCAGCUUUUCAAAUCAAUAUCCAAUGUCACUAUUGAAACUUCUGGUUAUGACCGUGACAACCAUUAUGUAAUUGCCAUCAAGGAAGAAUAG